Liolophura sinensis is the source of this 1112-nucleotide messenger RNA. RefSeq lists its product as uncharacterized. Bases 120 to 518 code for a protein of 132 amino acids. The transcript has 4 exons. The record is from RefSeq and is a predicted model, not a curated record. NCBI's taxonomy places the organism in Eukaryota, Metazoa, Mollusca, Polyplacophora, Chitonida, Chitonidae.
GCACGAGAAGCUCAGAUGACUUCAAGAGCGGAAAACAUUUCUUAUCUUCAGCGUUCAUCCCCAAAGGAAACAGAAACUGUUCAAGGUUGUUUCGUGCAAGUUGGGCUCAACAUUCCAGGAUGUCACUCAAGACCGUUAUUUUGAUCGCCGUGGUUACCCUGGGUUGUCAUGUGCUGCUCACCAAAGCACAGACUAACUGUGGAGUGGGGAGUGCGUGCGACAAUUGUCCCGAGGGGUAUUACGGUAUUGUGCAGAUCAACCCUCUCGUACAGGUGAAAGUGUGCUGUAAAGGAUGCAGCAGUAAAUACUUCAGCUACAGAAGCACUCCUACACCAGCAUGCACAUGUCAAUAUGACCGUGUGAUUAACGAUGCCUCCUGCUGGAAAGGUGAGCAAUGCGAUAACUGCAACAGCAGUUACACAGGCUCUGUGAAUGGCCUGCCGGUCUGUUGCUCACAGUGUAGAGCCUUUGGCCUCAUACUCAGCCCCACAAGCUGUUCAUGUAACGAUGGCGCCUAAGCUGGAUCCAGAAAAAAGCAGUCGUCCGCAAUCUAUCCCGUCAUACAGUCAGAAAAUGAAGUGUUGACCCGGAAACGUUUCACACAGCGAACGAGCUGAACGAAAAUACGGCAGCCAUUGUUGCGGCUAUGGCGUUACCAUGGUAAUGUGACAUGCGCAAUGUGAAACGGAACCUGGAGAGUUAUCCAUCAUUCUUCUUUGAAACAAAAGUAAAAAUAGACCUAUAUAUAAUUCACGUAGUUAUUAUUUUUUCUUGACGGGAUGACCUUUUUUGAAAGUAUAUAAACAUAUAUAUAAUCAUUUCCUCACUUUUCGUUAAGUAACCAUUAGAACUAAGCCAAUUCAUAUACAUGUAUAUCUACUGCACAUGCGCCACAAAUUUUCAUUAAAAAAGCAUUCUUUGAGGCAAAUAAUGAUCACAAAAUCUUAGUUUUGGUUUUCUGAAACAUACAUUUUGCCAAACAGUUGUCAUCUUACAUUGAAAAGUUCGAAAUUUUAGGUUAAAUACAGCACUUGCAGUUUCUUAGUAUCAAUACUGGCCUCUCUGCAACGAAAGCACAUCGGAAUGCGGAGACAAAAACAGCUGAAAGUUGA